This is a messenger RNA of Tinamus guttatus (white-throated tinamou), 472 nucleotides long. Lineage: Eukaryota; Metazoa; Chordata; Aves; Tinamiformes; Tinamidae. The record is from RefSeq and is a predicted model, not a curated record.
UGCAGCAGUCCAGCACCGGGGAGCUGAGGACUCUCAGGAAAGGGUUAUCCCCGUACCACUCUGAGUCACAGCUGUCAUCACUGCCGCAGUAUCAGGACGCCAUGCAAAAUGGACCAGCCCGCAUGACAUCUGACCUGGGGUCUUCUCCUGCAGCAGGGUAUGUCCCUGUUGGUCAGAAACCAGAGGCUGUCGUGCAUGCUAUGAAGGUCCUUGAGGUCCAUGAAAAUUUGGACAGGCAAAUGCAAGAUAACUAUGAAGAAGACCUGAGUGAAAAGGAGAAGGCGAUUGUUCGAGAGAUGUGCAAUGUUGUCUGGCGAAAGCUGGGUGAUGCUGCGAGCUCCAAACCCUCCAUCAGGCAACAUCUUUCAGGAAACCAGUUCAAGGGGCCGUUGUAGGAGCAGCGUCCUGUAGACUGGCAGUGACUCCAUGAAGACUAAAAGAGAGAGAGUUACUGUUUCUGGCUGCCUGGUCU